Fraxinus pennsylvanica is the source of this 1221-nucleotide messenger RNA. The record is from the annotation of a GenBank genome assembly. Lineage: Eukaryota; Viridiplantae; Streptophyta; Magnoliopsida; Lamiales; Oleaceae.
AUGUCUAUACCAAAUGGAAAUAAGGAAAAGGGUACCGUCAGUGCAGACCAACUCCCGACACCUCUGAGGGAGGAUGAAGUUCUUAUGAUGGAUAUUACUGCCGCUGAAGAAGAAGAAAUCACACAGUGGAAAAUAGCUGCAGAACAAGAAGCUGUAGUAGGGAAAGCAGUUGAACAGAAGUAUAUUGCACAGCAACACGCACAAAUAGAAAACCGGGGUUGGAUGGAACCGAAGUUUGCUGCGAAGCAUAUACCAGCAGGGCCAUACGUUCCAGGACGUACUGAUUUGGAUAGGAUGCCGGAAGCCCCAACUCGCGGAGCCCACCACCGCCGGGCCCACUCUGAGACCUUUUUCCGUUUUUCGGACCUCGAUGACUUCCUUCUAGACGACGUGGCUUCAAACCUUAACUUCGACCUGCCCCCAAACCUUCCAUCCCUCCCUAAUGGGCCACCGGCUCAGCCGGCGUGGUCUAAUAACAGUGAAAGUAGGUCCGUGAGCCACGGGUCCCACUUCCGGAGCCUUUCGGUGGACGCUGACUUCUUUGAGGGGCUUGGGUUUGAUGGGCCGGCGCCGUCGACGGAGGAGAAUAAUAAGGCAGGCCAAGCGAGCGGUGGGCCGAGACAUAGACACAGCUAUUCGAUGGAUGGGUACGGUAGUGCAACGUCGUUUGAGGAGGAUUCUAGUGCAAAGAAGGCUAUGGCAGCAGAUAGACUUGCCGAGCUUGCUUUGAUUGACCCAAAGAGAGCUAAAAGGAUUCUUGCAAAUAGACAAUCUGCUGCACGAUCAAAAGACCGGAAAAUACGAUACACAAGUGAGCUGGAGAAGAAAGUACAGACCCUGCAGACAGAAGCAACAACACUAUCUGCACAGAUCACUAUACUGCAGAGAGACACUACUGGGUUGACAUCUGAGAACAAGGAACUCAAAUUGAAGUUACAGGCUCUCGAGCAACAAGCUCACCUUAGAGAUGCUCUGAAUGAAACAUUGAGGGAAGAACUGCAGCGUCUGAAGAUAGCAGCAGGCCAAAUACCUGCUGCCAAUGGAAACAACAGAGGAACGCGAUCCCCAUUUUCGUCCCAACCACAGGCUUUCAAUCCUUUCAGUAACCACCAGGCACAGCAGCAACAGCAGCAGUUUCAAAUGCCUCAUUCUGCCUCCAAUAACCCCAGCCUAAGUAUGCAGCCUCGACCCAGCUAUGGGGAUUUCAAUCAGGGAGUUUAA